Messenger RNA from Coregonus clupeaformis (lake whitefish), 3664 nucleotides. RefSeq names its product ephrin-A3. The coding region runs from base 841 to 1494 and encodes 217 amino acids. The transcript is spliced from 5 exons. Gene Ontology annotation, biological process: ephrin receptor signaling pathway; axon guidance. NCBI's taxonomy places the organism in Eukaryota, Metazoa, Chordata, Actinopteri, Salmoniformes, Salmonidae. The record is from RefSeq and is a predicted model, not a curated record. Gene Ontology annotation, molecular function: ephrin receptor binding. Gene Ontology annotation, cellular component: plasma membrane.
GAGAGGAGGGAAAGAGCGAGAACGAGGGAGGAAUGAGUAUUCAUGAUUGCCAGCAUCACAGGAUGGAUGGACAGACACUAGAAAAUAAAGAAACUCGUUGAUUGAAUUGUUUGAAACUAGUUGCUAGAGGGAAAAAAAGCAUUAUUCUUCAUCAAUUACGGAUUUUUCAAAUGCGCAUCAGGUAGGGAUCUACGCCAGAAGAAUAAUUAACGUUUUUUCUAAUGUAAACUAAACAUUUCCGACUAAGAACGGUGCGUAGGCGAUGCACGCUGUAAAUGUGAAUGGACUCCGUUUCUUUCUCCUUUUGUUAGCGCUGUUUUCAUCCAACUAGCGCAGCCCAUCCUCCGCUGUACCCCCCUUUUCGAACGGCCAGCGGACAGCUAAGGACCCGGCUUCUAUCUAGAAGAAAGACUGCUCUCCUGUGGUCGAAAGCCGGACCUCUCACCUCUCAUUCCCCGCUCUAGGAGAGGACCUCCUCGGUAUGAAAGCACCAGAAACAGCUAUUUUGUAGGGAACCCGUCUGGCAGAGAAGCAGCAACAAAUCCCCGUUUUCAGACUGUGAUUUUGGGGGGCGCAGGCUCGCGGUAGGGGGGAGGGGGACCUCGCAUCACAAUGGAAUUCGAGUUUUACAAUACUUCCCCAGUACGCUAAGGAACGCAACCCUAUUCCGUACACUACUGUAUUUCCCCCUCUCAACUGAAGUAUUUUUUUCUAGUUUUUUAAACCAUCAAAUCCGGGAUGCCGCAUUUCGUGGGGUGAAGGGACCGAACGCGAGGAAACGAAGGAGAGAGAGAGAGAGAAGAGAGGGAAGGACGGAGGAGAAAGAGAGAUUCGGAGAGCAUGGGUCUUGCAACGCUGUCUCUCUGUGUGCUAACUCUCACCUGGGCAAACUUGUACCAGGUGUGUGCCAACAGGCACGCGGUGCAUUGGAACAGCUCCAAUAUACAUCUGCGUAGGGAGGGCUACACGGUGCAGGUUAAUGUGAACGACUACCUGGACAUCUACUGUCCCCACUACAAUGACAGCCAGCGUGUGGUGGGCUCCGGGGAGCAGUACAUCCUCUACAUGGUCAGCUACCGUGGUUACAGGACAUGCGACCCCCAGCUGGGCUUCAAGAGGUGGGAGUGUAACCGCCCCCACGCACCAAUCAAAUUCUCAGAGAAGUUCCAGCGCUAUAGCGCUUUCUCCCUGGGCUACGAGUUCCACGUGGGACAGGAGUAUUACUACAUCUCUACGCCCACUCAUCACCAUGGUCGCAGCUGCCUCAGACUGAGAGUGUAUGUCUGCUGCUCCACAGUGUCUGAUGUUGAUGUUGAACCAGGACAACCAGAACCAGACUACACACUCAGACCAGACAUCAAAAUCCAGGACAUCGAUGAUUUUAACCCAGAGGUUCCUAAACUGGAGAAGAGCGUCAGUGGAAGCAGCCCAUCUAGGGAUCGCCUACUCAUCACCAUAGCAACGCUCCUCCUCGCUGCCAUCACCAUCUCCUAGCAAUGGCCAUCCCAUCAGUUUCGCCAUGCCAACCAGCCAUGGGAGGGCUGGGGCAGGAGGGGUGAAGGAUGACUGGGUCUGAGGAUUUGGGGGAAAGGGGACAGAAGAUGAAGGGAACAUGGAGGAGUGCUAUAGGAAAACAUGGAGGAAGAAGACCUUCUGAAUGACGUUGGUUGACAAGGUGUGUGUGUGAGCGGAUUGGUGUGGGUGUGUGAAGUGAAGGAGGGAAGUUGGAAGGCUUCUUUGUGUGUGUGUGCGUGUGUGUGCUUAGAAGAUGAUAUUCACACACAGCAUGAAGAGAAGACCUUUUAUGACUUUGGACAUUGGGCCUGCAUGUGUAUGUAUGGUUCAGAGUGUGUGUGUCUCAACAUGUGGUAGAGUUAGCCUGUUGAAACCUGCACACUGCAGACAGCAUUUAUUCAAGAGGAGAGGAGAAGCGGACCUGACUUCUAUUUGAGCAGAUGAUCGCAAAUGAAACACAGUGAAACUUUUUCAUGGAAUCUGAUUGGCUGACACAAUUCUCUUCUUAGGGCUAGUUGCCUGUUUCUUGCACCGGAGACUGAACUGAUUGAACUUUACUGAAAUUAACUGAAUUAUUGCCUUUUUGUUCUGUCAACUGGGUUCAACCAGAUCUAGUCUGGAUCCCUUCAGUGGAAAUUGAUCUAGUGGUCCUCCACCCAUGUGAUCUGGUCUGAUCUGGACCAUAGCAGCCUGGUACGAAAGAGCGAGUCUGGGUCCAGGUUUAUGAACUGGGAACUGGGACCACUAGUAUGAGAGAGGGAGAGAGCUACAGUACUGUAUUAGAGUAGUAAUAUGUGUCAAUACAAUGACAGCUAUAGGUUCUAGGUCAGUGGUUGUACACAUUGUUAUACACAUUGAUACACCAUCUGGCUCAUCAUUAAACCCCCUAGAGACAUGUUUGUCCUUUAUUAAUUCAUUCCUGGAUAGCAUUAUCUCUGAUCUCGGAGGUCAGAAAAGCACACAUGUCGAGUCGACAGACAGUGACACACUUUCAGCAAUACUGUCAUCGAAUGCAUUGUGUUGGAUUGUACACUGAGGACCUCUCUUCCUCUCUCCUGGAAUCCGAUGGACUGGGACUACAUACCACAGACUCUCCAUGCCAAACUCUUCUGUUUAUUUUACCGUACACACAAACCGUUCACUACACUAGAACAAUAAUCACUCUGUGUGUGUGUGUACACUGACAAUACACACAGUACUAGGGACAUACUGUACAUGUCUUAAGUUUAACAGAACAACUCAAGUGUAUCUGAACAUAUAGACAACACUAAAUAAACCUUUGGUUUAGGUUCUACAUGCAAACCAAGUGCUACUGGGAGGACAGGAGAACAAUGGGUUAAACUACAGUCCUCUAUUGAGAUGGUAUUUUCCUAAAACUGGUAAUUGCAUGUUUCUUUGGGAUCAUAGAAACAAUCCUUUUGGUAGUUACCCGUUGUAUAGGUACCAGAAAGUACAUAUUGUUGCCAUUACAUGUCUUAGUAAAUACUAGGUAAAUACUGUCUGAAAGAGGACUGUAAAAUGAAGUGUUACUGAACAAUGUAAACAAACUGUACUAACCUGUUACCAUGGUUGUUGACUAACUCUUUUCCAUAGGAACUAGCACCUUGUGACCAUGGUAACACCUUACCUUACUGCAAAGUGUACAGGCAGUCUACUGUAGUAGGGCAUGCAUGGCUUACUGUAGUAGCUCUGAAGAUGAUGAAGGUAUGGUGGCCUAUUGGAUACAGAGCUGACCUCUGACCUAUAGGGGUCACAGAGGUCGCACGCCUUGACACGUGUCACGGACAUUCUAGAACUUUUACGCAUCGAGAAUGGAUUUCCGAUGUCUUGAACUCUGACGGAAUGAAAUGUGAUGUAAGCAUUUUUACAAACUUGAAGCUCAAUUUCCUUGUUCUGUUUUUAUUUUUUAUUUUGCUGCUGUGUAUCUUGGGGUGCUGGGAAGGGGUAAACAUUGGGAUGGCUGGGCUAGAGACAUACAGUACUGUAUAGGAUACUGAGUUCCACUAACUUGGUUUGAGAUUUACAAUUUCAAUGGGCACCAUGUUGCACUAAAUGUUUCCAGACCGUCACAUUGGAAUGAUACUGUCAUUGAAACGUGGUGACGACAGUUCGCUGAGCUCGGUAUGUAUACAGUAUGUAUGGCUUUGGG